Hypanus sabinus (Atlantic stingray) is the source of this 12859-nucleotide messenger RNA. It is a transcript of the gene elovl5, whose product is annotated as ELOVL fatty acid elongase 5. Gene Ontology annotation, molecular function: fatty acid elongase activity. The transcript has 10 exons. The record is from RefSeq and is a predicted model, not a curated record. Gene Ontology annotation, cellular component: endoplasmic reticulum membrane. The coding region runs from base 7531 to 8412 and encodes 293 amino acids. Gene Ontology annotation, biological process: fatty acid elongation, monounsaturated fatty acid; very long-chain fatty acid biosynthetic process; fatty acid elongation, polyunsaturated fatty acid. Lineage: Eukaryota; Metazoa; Chordata; Chondrichthyes; Myliobatiformes; Dasyatidae.
AUAUCGGCUUGAAAUGUCAACUGUUAACUCUUUUCAAUUAAUGCUGCCUGACCUGCUGAGUUCCUCCAGUAGUUCAUGUGCGUUGCUUGGAUUUCCAAUGUUUGCAGGUUUUCUCUUGCUUUAUUUGAUAUUUGAUAUGUUUCAAUGAGCUCCCCCUCAUCCUUCUAAAUUCCAGUGAGGGAAGGUCCAGAGCAAUCAAUUGCUUCUCAUACAAUAAGCUUUUCAUUCCAGAAAUCAUUCUUGUAAGCCUCCUCUGCACCCUCUCCAAUGUCAUCACUUCCUUUUUAGAUACGGGGCCCAAAACUGCUCACAAUACUGCAAGUGAGGCCUCAUGACUGCCUCAUAAAUAUUUAAAAUGUCGAUAUCCAUGGGUCAGGUGCUGGAGGAUUGGAGGAUAGCUCAUGUAGUUCCGUUGCUUAAAAAAGGCUCAAAAAGUAAGCCGGGGAAUUAUAGGCGGGUAAGUUUGACAUCGGUAGUAGGUAAAUUAUUGGAAGGAAUACGAAGAGAUAGGGCCUACAAGUAUUGGAUAGACAGGGACUUAUUAGAAAAAGUCAGCAUGGCUGUGUGCGUGGUAGGUCAUGUUUACUCAAUCUGUUAGAGUUUUUCGAGGAAGUUACCAGGAAAUGGAUGAAGGAAAGGCAGUGGAUAUUGUAUACAUGGACUUCAGUAAGGCCUUUGACAAGGUCCCGCAUGGGAAGUUAGUUAGGAAGACUCAGUCGCUAGGUAUACAUGGAGAGAUAGUAAAUUGGAUUAGACAUUGGCUCAAUGGAAGAAGCCAGAGAGUGGUAGUGGAGGAUUGCUAUUCUGAGUGGAGGCCUGUGACUAGUGGUGUGCCACAGGGAUCAGUGCUGGGUCCAUUGUUAUUUGUCAUCUAUAUCAAUGAUCUGGAUGAUAAUGUGGCAAAUUGGAUCAGCAAAUUUGCUGAUGAUACAAAGAUUGGAGGUGUAGUGGACAGUGAGGAAGGUUUUCAAAGCUUGCAGAGGGAUUUGGACUAGUUGGAGGAAUGGGCAGAAAAAUGGCAGAUGGAGUUUAAGGCUGUCACAGCUACCUGGACUAUUCCUCUUCCCACCCUGUCUCUUGCAAAAAGGCUAUCCCCUUCUCACAAUUCCUCCAUCUCCACCACAUCUGCUCUCAGGAUGAGGCUUUUCUUUCCAGGAUAAAGGAGAUGUCUUCCUUUCUCUAACUUCCGUUAAUGCCCCUCCUCCCCCUCUUACCCCAUCCAUAACAUAUUUAGUUGUUUUCCUGUUCGCCAUCUCCCUCUGGUGCUCCCCCCCCCCCCCCCCCUUUCUUUCUCCUGAGGCCUCCCAUCCCAUGAUCCUUUCCCUUCUCCAGCUCUGUAUCUUCUCCUAUCAUUUCGCAUUUCCCCCUCCCCCCCACUACUUUCAAAUCUCUUACUAUCUUUCCUUUCGGUUAGUCCUGACGAAGGGUCUCAGCCCGAAACGUCGACAGCGCUUCUCCCUAUAGAUUGCUGCCUAGCCUGCUGUGUUCCACCAGCAUUUUGUGUGAGUUGUUGUUAGAUGGAGUUUAAUGAGGACAAGUGUGAGGUAUUGCACUUUGGAAGGUCAAACCAAGGGAGAACAUACAAGGUAAAUGGUAGGACACUGAGGAGUGCAGCAGAACAGAGGAAUCUGGGAGUACAGAUACAUAAUUCCCUAAAUGUGGCGUCACAAUUAGAUAGGGUUGUAAAGAGAGCUUUUGGUACAUUGGCCUUAAUAAAUCAAAGUACUGAGUAUAAGAAUGGGAAUGUAAUGGUGAGGUUGUAUAAGACACUGGUGAGACCGAAUUUGGAGUAUUGUGUGCAGUUUUCGUCACCUAAUUACAGGAAGAAUAUUAAUAAGGUUGAAAGAGUGCAGAGAAGGUUUACAAGGAUGUUGCCGGAACUUGAGAAACUGAAUUACAGAGAAAGGUUGAAUAGGUUAGGACUUUAUUCCCUGGAGCAUAGGAGAAUAAGGGGUGAUUUGAUAGAGGUGUAUAAAAUUAUGAUGGGUAUAGAUAGACUGAAUGCAAGCAGGCUUUUUCCACUGAGGCCAGAGGAGAAAAAAAACAGAGGUCAUGGGUUAAGGGUUUAAAGGGAACAUUGGGGGGGGGGUGGAUUCUUCACGCAGAGAGUGGUGGGAGUGUGGAAUGAGCUGCCAAAUGAAGCAGGCUCACUUUUGACAUUUAAGAAAAACUUGGACAGGUAUAUGGAUGAGAGGGGUUUGGAGGGAUAUGGCCCAGGUGCAGGUCAGUGGGACUAGGCAGAAAAACUGGUACAGCACAGCCAAGAAGGGCCACAAGACCUGUUUCUGUGUUGUAAUGAUUUAUGGUUCUAUGUAAUACCAUGCACUCUUAUCUUGUUAAGCAGUCUCAUUUGUGGCACCUUGUCAAAGGCUUUCUAAAAAUCCAAGUACACAACAUCCAUCAAUUCUCAUUUGACUAUUCUGUUAGUUAUUUCCUCAAAGAAUUCUAAUAGAUUUGUCAGGCAAGAUUUUCCCUUAAGGAAACCAUACUGACUUCGGCCUACUUUACCAUGUGCAUUCAAGUAUUCUGAGAACACAUCCUUAACAAUUGACUCCAGCAUCUUUUUCACCACUGAGAUCAGGCUAUCUGAUCUUCAGCCUUUCUUCUUUUUUUCUUGAAGCGUGAAGAGUCAUUUGCAAUUUUCCAGUCCUGCAGAACCAUUCUAGAAUCAAAUGAUUCUUGAAAGAUCCUUAUUAAUGUCUCCACAAUCUCUUCAGAUACUCUUUCAGAAACCUAGGGUAUAGUCCAUCUAGUCCAGGUGACUUGUGUAUACCUUCAGACCUUUCAGCUUCCCAAGAACCUUUUCUCUCAUAAUAGCAACUGCACCCACUUCUCCCCCUGGCACUCUCAAACAUCUGGCACACUGCUAGUGUCUUCUAAAGUGAAGACUGAUGCAAAUAAAAUUAUUCAGUUGGUGCAGUAUUUGCUUGUCCCCAUUACUACCUCUGUAGCAUGAUUUUCCAGUGGUGCAAUGUCUGCUCUCACCUCUCUUCUUUUAGUAUCCUCUUUGAUAUUAUGUUCUAGCUUACCUUCAUUUUUCAACUACCCCCCUCAUCUCUUAGCUUUUUAGUUGCCUUCUGUUGGUUUUUAAAAGUUUCUCAGCCUUCUAACUUCUCACUAAUUUUUGCUGUAUAAUAUGCCCUCUCUUUUGCUUUUAUGUUGGCUUUGACUUCCCUUGCCAACCACAGUUCCCUCAUCCUGCCUUCUUCUUUGGGAUGUAUCUGUCCUGCCAGCAUUGUUCACAGAAAUUCUGGCCAUCAGUGCUCUGCUGUCAUUCUUGCUAGUGUGCCCUUUCAGUCAGCUUUGCCCAGAUCCUCUCUCAUGCCUUUGUAAUUCCCUUUACUCCUUUAUAAUACAGAUACAUCUGACUUUGUUUCUCCUUCUCAAAUUGAAGAGUGAACUCUAUCAUAGUAUGAUCACUACUCCCCAAAGGUUCAUCUUAAGUUCCCUAAUCCAAUCUAGAUCAUUACACAACACACAAUUCAGAAUAGCUGAUCCCCAAGUGGGCUCAACCACAAGCUGCUCUGAAAAAACAUCUUGUAGGCAUUCUAAAAAAUCUCUCCCUUGGGAUCCAGCACCAACCUAAUUUUCCUAAUCUACCUGUAUUUUGAAAUCUCUCAUGACUAUCAAAAUGUUGCCCUUUUAACAUGCCUUUUUUAUCUUCCAUUGUAAUUUGUAUCCCACAUCCUGGCUACUCUUUGGAGACCUGUAUAUAACUCUCAUCAGAGUCUUUUUACCCUUACAGUUUCUUAUCUCUACCCAGUUCUGCAUCUUCCUAUGUCACCUCUUUCUAAUGAUUUGAUUUAAUUUUUUACCUACAGAGCCACACCACUACCUUUAUCUACCUACCUGUCCUUUUGAUACAAUGUGUAUCCUUGGAUGUUAAGCUCCCAACUACAAUCUUCUCUCAGCCAUGACUCAGUGAUGUCCACGUCACAUCUGCUCAUCUCUAACUGCGCUACAAGAUCAUCUACUUUAUUCUGCAUAUUGCAUGCAUUCAAAAUUAAAACCUUCAGUCCUGUAUCCAACACCCUUUUCGACCCUUCUUCUACUCUGCAACUCAAGUCAAGUCAAGUCACUUUUAUUGUCAUUUCGACUAUAACUGCUGGUACAGUACAUAGUAAAAAUGAGACAACAUUUUUCAGGACCAUGGUGUAACAUGACACAGUACAAAAACUAGACUUAACUACGUAAAAAAAAAAACAACACAGAGAAAUCUACACUAGACUACAGACCUACACUCAUCCUACUGACUGCAAUUUUGCCCUAUUAUCUGCCUACCUUUCCUGGCAAUUCCCUACACACUGCCUCUGCUUGUAAACCACAGCCAUGUCCCCAGCCCCAUCACACUGUCCCCACCCACCGCCUGCCAAAUUAAUUUAAACCCACCCAAUAGCUCCAGCAAACCUCGGGUUCAGGUGCAGCCUAUCCCUUUUGUGUAGGUCAUACCUUCCCCAGAAGAGAUCCUAAUGAUCCAGAAAUCUAAAACCCUGCCCCUGCACCAGUUUUUCAGCUACGCAUUCAUCUGCCAAAGCAUUCUAUUCCUACUUUCACUGGUGUGUGGUACAGGUUGCAAUCCAGAGAUUGCUACCCUAGAUGUUCUGCUUUUCAGCUUUCUAUCUGGACCCCUAAAUUUUCUUUUCAGGACUGCCUAGGUUUUCCUACCUAUAUCAUUGAUGUCAAUAUGUAACAAGACUGUUUACCGUUACCUGGAAAACUUCAUGGACCCGAUCCGAGACAUUUCUGACCUUGGCACCUACCAUCCAGGUGUCUCUAUUGUGUCCACAGAAUCUCAUGUCUGCUUGUCUAACUAUAGACUUGUCUAUCAGCACUGCAGUCCUCUUCUCGCCCCAUCUUCUGAACACAAUGCCAAACUCAGUUUCAGGAACCUGGUCAGUACAGCUCAGCCCCUGCUAGUUGUCCCCUUUAACGUUAUCCAAGACAGUAUACUUAUUAUUUUGGGGAAUGGCCACAGGAGUACUCUGCACUGGCUGCCGUUUCCCUUCUCUCUCUUGACAGUCACCCAUUGUCCUGCCUCCUGCAACGUAGGAGUGAAUACCUCCUUGUAGCUCCUCAGUUUUUUGUAUGAGCUGAAGGUCAUUAAGCUCCAGAUCCUUAACACAUUCUCUGAGGAGCUGCAGCUCAAUAUGCCUGGUGCAGAUGUGGUUAUCCAGGAGGCUGGAGGUCUCCCAGAACUCCCACAUCUCACACAAAACCCAACACAGCUCCUGGAGUCAUUCUCACUGCACUAUGAACUACACAGACAAAGAAUGAAGAAGAAAAACCUAUCAAAUACUUAUUACAUCCAAGCCUGAUGAGACAAAACCUCUCCACUCACACAAUGGCUGCUCUGCUCGUCCCUGCCUUAUUUUUAUUUGUCUUUGCUAACGUGAGAGGUUUCCUGAUUCACUGUGAUUGCGCCAACAAAAUCUUGCAAAAACUCCUUUAUUCAAAUCUUUUGCUUGCUGACCUGCAUUUGGCCUCCUGUGUUAAUUUGACAGUGACUGUGCUGUGAGAUUUAGUACAAAUCAGCAUCAAGAUAGGCACAACAUUGCAGGCUGAAUGGCCUGCAUAGUGCUGUUCUAGUUCUAUGUUUAAUUUUGACACCAUCCAGCAGUUUGCUGGGUCACAAGUGCUGUUAUGAGUUGGUCAUAUUGCAUCUGGAUUUACAUAGAGGAUUGGCAGCUAAGAAUUCCUGAUUUCCUUACCUGAAGCUCUUUAAUGAAGCUAUGGGUUCAUUACAAUCAUUCUCAUUAUUACUGAUCCUACGUUUCCAAAGUUCAAAGUUAAUUUAUUGUUAAAAUAGAUAUGUAUAUGUUUCAAUAUACUGCAUGAGAAUCAUUUUCUUGCAGACAUUCAUAGUAGAGAACUGAGAAACACAAGAGAAUCAAUUAAAAACUACACACGAACAGAAACUGACAAAAAAACAAUGUGCAAAAGAAGACAAAACUGUACAAAUACAAAAUAAUAAUAAUAAAUAAGUAAACAAAUAUAUGAGUUGUAGAGUCCUUAAAAGUGAAUCCUUAGGUUGUGGAAUCAGUUCAUUAUUGAGGUGAGUGAUGUUACUCACACUGGUUCAGGACCCUGAUGAUUGAAGGGUAAUAACUAUACCUAAACCUGCUGGUGUAUAUUUUCAACUAAUUGCUCUGGUGGAAUUAAAUCUAAUUAGUAGUCCAGUCCUCUCAUUUCUAACCACUAAAUUCUAUCAAAGGUAUUAUUUUAACAGCUUAGUUCAUUUUGAUAAUGUGUCAAGGAUAUUAAUGUGUCACCAAGUCAGUUUAAUUCCCUCGCUGCACUUGUUUCCAAUGUCAAUGGCUGCAGUCCACCUCAAAGACCUCAGAGUCUGCGAUUUGUGUGAUUUCCUUUUUUUCUUGGAGAAAUAAGCACUUUGCAUAUUGCAGAUCAUUUAUUCUAUUUAGAGAUUCAACACAGUUAACGGGUCCUUCCAGCCCAAUGAGCCUGCACCACCCAAUUACACCAUGUGACCUAUUAAGGAAACCAGAGCACUUAGAGGAAACGCAUGCAAACAUGGGAGAAUGUACAAACUCUUUACAGACAAUGGUGAGAAUUGAACCCGGGUCGCUGAUUGCUGGUGCUGUAAAGCACUUUCACUAACUGCUACGCUCCCAUGCCAUCCUUUAUGUUUGUUUCAUUGAGAUUUGUAUGUAGAUUUAGAAUUAGAUCUAAGAUUUAGAUUUAGAUCCCAUGAUUUGAACUAAUUUAUCUAGAGAUAAGCAGUGUAACAGGCCCUUUUGGCCUAACCACCCCAGGCUGUCCAAAUACACCUGUACAUUUUUGGAAUGUGGGAGGAAACCUGUGUUGUCACAGGGAGAAUGUACUAACUCCCUACAGACAGUGGAAGAAAUUAAAGUCAUAGAUUCAUAAAGCUUUACAGCACAGAGACAGGCCCUUCAGUCCAUCUAGUCCAUGCAUAACUGAACCCAGGUUGCCGGUGCCAUAAUCGCAUUACGGUGUGAGCUGUGUCUGGAAAACUUACCAAGUUUGCAUUUGACUUUGAAGCUGCUUGUAGGGUUUAAUUUAAGCCAAAAUUUGCACUUGUCUAUCCACAAAUAUCUGUCAUCACCUUUCCUUUUAUUUUAAGAACAACAGAAUAUAUCAACAUAGAACACUUGUGAGGGGACUUGUCUACUAUGGGAGGGAUUUCAGACUCUGAUUGACUGGACCUUCUGAAUAUAUUUCAAUCCCAAUGAAAGGCUUGAACCUUGGAUUCCACUUCCAGCUCCAUUGAUGCUGCCUGACCUGCUGAGUAUUUUCUUAUGCUUGUUUUUUUCAGCAUUCGAAUUCUGAUUUCAUGAAGCUAUUGCAUUUUGCUUUAUAUGAACAUUUAAAAGUACCGUAAGCACAAUGGCAUCCAAAUUCUGAAAUUGAAAUGGAUGUAGAUAGACGAGAAUAUUAAGAGAGUGGCUGGGCUGAGAGAGGGAGGAUCUGGGUGCCGCUUCUUCCCCAGAAGGGGCACGUUUGGUCUCUUUCUACCGUCGGGGAGAUUUUAUUUUUCCGCGAGAUACUAAAAUGGAAGCUUUGGACAGGACUCUAAAUCACUAUUUUGUUUUGUGGUUUGGGCCAAGAGAUCGCCGAGUUGAGGGCUUUUUCCUUCUUGAUACGUACCCUCCAACGUUUAUACUCAGUCUUCUAUACCUGUUUGUGGUUUGGGUCGGACCGAAGUACAUGCGGAAUAAGCCACCCUUAUCUUCCAGGGGCGUACUCGUGGUUUAUAACAUUGGAUUGACUCUCCUUUCCUUAUACAUGUUCUGUGAGCUGGUGAAAGGUGUUUGGGACGGUGGAUACAGUAUUUUCUGUCAGGACACACACAGCGCUGGUGAGGCUGAUCUAAAGAUUAUCCGUAUCCUAUGGUGGUACUACUUCUCUAAAGUCAUAGAGUUCAUGGACACAUUUUUCUUCAUUUUACGAAAGAACUACCAUCAGAUCACUAUUCUGCAUGUCUAUCACCAUGCCACCAUGUUCAACAUCUGGUGGUUUGUUAUGAACUGGGUGCCCUGUGGUCACUCUUUCUUUGGGGCUACCCUUAACAGUUUCAUUCACGUGCUUAUGUACUCCUAUUAUGGUCUCUCUGCCGUCCCAGCCAUGAGACCUUAUCUCUGGUGGAAGAAGUACAUUACUCAAGGACAAUUGCUGCAGUUUGUUCUGACGAUAAUCCAGACCAGUUUUGGUGUUUUCUGGCCCUGUGGAUUUCCGAGUGGCUGGCUGUACUUUCAGAUUGGCUACAUGAUCUCCCUAAUUAUUCUCUUCACAAACUUCUACAUACAGACCUACAAGAAGAAGGGCGCUUGCCAAAGUAAAGACUGUCUAAAUGGCUCCACACUAGCCAUGAAUGGACACAGCAAUGGCCUCUUUGCACCAAUGGACCACCACUCAGCAAAGAAAACACACUAAGUUUCCAGGGCCUGCACGGCACAUCGUAGACACACUUAAGAUUUUUGUGACGUUCUAAAGCAGUUUCAAAGGUUACCAACGUGUUAACUAUAUCCGGUCCUGCGUUGUAUAGCCAGAGAGGCUGGGGACAUGGAACUGAAUAUUGUUGUGAUUAAUAGGGAAAAUAAAUUUAGAGCAACUUCUUUGUCCGAAAAGUCUUAGGUAGAGAAAUUCAUAACAGCUCUAUAUAAUUUUAAGGGUGGUAGAUUAUUUCCUGAACAUGAGCAAUGGACCCAGUGUAAAUCAGGUAAAAGUAGUUCAUUUUAGUUUACAAUACUCUUGUUGCCUUACUGCUUAUUUGUGUGUUAGGAAUUGUCUUGUAUUCAUUCUAAUCUUAAACCAUAUUUAUUCAUUUAAGCUGAAAUGUAAUUUGGCACAGAAUUUUGGCCCAAAUGCCUUAGCUUUACCUAAAGUUUCAAUGCUGCAUAAUUGUUAGGUUUUAACCAUUUCACGAAUCCCAUAUCUCCUUUGUAUAAAUAUACUCUCAGUGGCCAUUUUAUCGGUAUCUCCUGUAGCUAGUAAAGUGGCCACUGAGUGAGUGUUUGUGGUUUUUUGCUGCUGUGGCCCAUGCACUUCAAGGUUCAACACGUUGUGCAUUCAGAGAUGCUCUUCUGUACACCACUGUUGUAAAACAUGGUUAUUUGAGUUACUGUUGCCUUCCUGUCAGCUCAAACCAGUCUAGCCAUUCUCCUCUAUCCUCCGAUUAUCAAGGUGUUUUCGCCCACAGACCUGCUGCUUAUUAGAUUUGUUUUUUGUUUCUCGCACCGUUCUUUGUAAACUCGAGUCUUAUGCAUGAACAUCACAGGAGAGCAAUAUCUGAGAUUCUCAAACCACCUGGUCUGGCACCAACAAUCACUCCACAGUCAAAGUCACUUAGAUCACAUUUCUUUCCCAUUCUAGUGUUUUGGCUGAACAACAACUGACUCUAUUGACCAUAUCUGCAUGCUUUUACGCAUUGAGUUCCUGCCACUUGAUUGGUUGAUUAUAUAUUUGCAUUAAUGAGCAGAUAUACCUCAUAAACUGGCCUCCGAUUGUCCUAGUUGGCUCGUCCGUUUUAAAAAAUAGGAUUGUACUGUGCUGGCACAUAGAUGAUUGAGGUGUGUUUAAUACAGUCAAUUCCUUGACAGUAUAGAUGACUACUCCAUCUUCAGAAGUUAUCCACCCUUUUUGACUGAUUGCUUCUGAUUUGACUUAGCUAGUUGGUAGAGGAUUUCUUACCAUUUUGAAAUUUCCACUUUCACCAGUGGAUCUGGUCCCAUACUAUUGCUUUAUCUGACUUCACUUUACCCAUGCCCAGAACUCCAACACCACUUCCGCUUCCUUCUCAAAAAAUUUCUGCUGUUGCACCUGAGGUUGCUCGCAGAGUUAACUUCAGGCUCUGAGUUCCAAGGUUUCCCAGGAAGAAGUAAAUGUCUUCGCUGAGAGUGUAAACGGUAUCCUCCUCUUCCUUGUUCUCCCCCUAUUCCUCCUUCUCCUUCUCUCCCCCUCCUCCUCUCCCUCCCAACCGGGGCAUAGGCCACUCUCAGCAGCUCGUCAGAGUGCUCGAUCCUGGGCCAGUGUUUCAAGUUGUCCCCAGGUGAAGCCCAUCUUCAAAGAUCCUUCCUCUCUCAGGGCUGAGGUCUUUGGAACUGGUAUUGCCAUUUCUGUAGCUCUGGGUUUUUACCUGAUGAGAUUUCUAGUGCCAUGCUCUUCUCCUUUCACAGCCAGGAUGAGGACCGUGCACAGUGGAGUCGGUGUAAACCGUAAAUGCUGGAAAUUCAUAAUCUCCCAGAGAGCAUAUGAAAGGCGAGGAAUUGUUUUUGUUUCUGGAGGAACCUGUGGUUUCAGCAUUUUCUGUUUUCAGUUCCAGUUUCCAGUGAUCCUAUUUAGUAUUUAUAGAGGAUACACAUAUAACAUAAAAUCAGAAAUACAUUGGUGGUAAGUUCCCCAUUUCUGUUGGUUAAAGAAACCUUUUGACUGAAUCUGGCACACACAUUAAUAGACACAUCUUUAAGUGUUGGUUUGUGGGGUAGCAUGAGGAAAUCAGAUAACCACAAGGCAUAGGAGCAGAAUUUGUCUGCUCUACCAUUCCAUCAUGGCUGAUUUAUUAAUCUUCUCAACCCUAUUCUCCUCUCUUCUCCCUGUAACCUUUGACACCCUUAGUAAACAAGGACCUAUGAACCUCCAUUUUAAGUUACCCAAUAACUUGAAUUCUACAGAUUCACCACCCUCUGGUUAAAGAAAUUCUUCCUCAUCUCUGUUUAAAUGGACAUUCCUAUAUUCUGAGGCUGUGCUCUCCGGUCCUAGUCUCCCCCAUGAUAGGAAACAUCCUCUCCACAUCCACUCUAUCUUUCUAGACUUUAAAUAUUUGAUAGGUGUCAGUGAGAAACCCCCCCCCCCCCCCAUUCUUCUAAACUCCAGAGAAUACAGGCAUAGAGCUAUCAAACACUCCUCAUAUGUAAACCAUUCACUCCCAGGAUCAUUUUCAGUGGAAGUGGUAUUUCUUUGAAUAAUUCAUGCAGUUACACUUAUGCCUUAACAAAAUAGCAGGAUUCAAAACAACAUUGGAAUCUCUAUGCGUAGAAAGAAAAAUUGCAUAAUGGUUUCUAAUUUGCAUUAAUCAGCCAUGCAUCGACCUUAACUCUCUCCACUGUAUUUGAAGUAUAUGCCUGUGCAUAGCUAAUGCCUCAGUUGCUUCCCAGUCACAUGAAUAAAUACUGUGAAUAGGCAUCAUAUCAUUCUUCUUACUAAAAAGACAGUAUGUUAUCUAAUAACAUUUUUGCCUCUGGCGAUGUAGGAUAGACCCCUGGUUCCUUUAAGUGGGUGUAUUCUCAGUGGAAGUAUAAGCUGUGAGAAUUUUUUUUUUGACCUGGUGCCUGUAAAUAUUGCGCACCACUCUUUGGCCAGCCCACAUCUUCAGCCGAAUCGAUGAGCUGAAUUACCAAAUUCAAGCUCAAUAUAGAGUCAUAGAGCACCACAACACAUAAACAGGCCCAUCGACCCAUGUAGUCCAUGAUGAACUAUUAUUCUGCCUAGUCCCAUCAACCUGUAUCGAGACCAUAGCCCUUUAUACCCCUCUUGUCCAUGUACUUAUCCACUUCCGAUGGCAGCUCAUUCUACACUUUAACAACCCACUGAGUGAAGAAGCUUCCCCUCAUGUUCCCUUUAAACAUUUCACCUUUCACCCUUAGCCCUUGACCUCCAGUUCCAGUCCCACCAAACCUCAGUGGAAAAGGCCUGCUUACAUGUACGUUAUCUAUCUAGGUACCCUUCAUGAUUUUGUACACCUUUAUCAAAUCUCCCUUCAUUCUCUUACACUCCAGGGAAUAAAGUCCUGUAGUCUAACCAUGGAAUAUCACCACCGAAUGGGGUUUACACACCCCAGCAUGGGAGUGUGUCAUGUAUUGAUUGAUCAUUUGAGACUAAGGAUAAAAUAUGUCCCUAUCACUUAAUAUCCAAAGUAUUGCACAACUCAGUUCUGAAGCCUUGGAGAUUGGUGAGUUAGAGCACCUAAAGUUUUGGUGGAAACACUACAAUGUUAAUGAAGCUAGAUUUUUUUUUACAGCUCAUUUGAGCUCAUAGAAAGACACAGUCUUUACUGAAUUUGAAAUUGUGUGCUGUUGGAUCUUGACAGUGAGACAUUCCAAUGUGACAAUUAUUACCUCUCUGGAUAAGAAUAAUUGGUGUUAAUGUUUGUGAAGGGAGCAAAUAGUUUGAUAUCACACACAGAAUGGUGGAGGAACUCAGCAGGUCAGGCAUCACCUAUGGACAGGAAUAAACAGUCGACAUUUUGAGCCAAGACCCUUCAUCAGGUUGCUCUGGACUUCCAGUAUCAGCAGAAUCUCUUGUGUUUAUAAAAUGUUUGCUAUAUUUGGAGUUACCAAGGCUACCGUUGCCAGAUGGUCAGGGUUUCCAAGUACUUCUGGGAUCUCUGGUUGUUUUAAACACUGCAAGAGUCAAGGACUGAAUCCUGACAGUGAAUGUUUGCCUAGUGGAGGUGACUAAGAGGGCGGAUACAGAUAAAAAUAAAAUCAAAGAAUGGCUGACUCAAGCCUAGUAGCUAUCGUGGGAGCUAGAAUUUCCCCGUUGGAGAAUUACACAACAGGGACUUUUUUGUUCAGAACUUUACAUAGGUUUCUCUAACACAUCUCAAAAGGAAAAUUAAUGCUAGGCCUGUGUCGAAUCAAAGGCUGCGAAUAUUGUGAGCUACAAGCAAAACUAUUUGUGUUGUCUUAAGUGUGACACACUGUAUCCCUCUUCUCGAAUAAGUACUGAAUUAUUCAGUUAUGCUGCUCUCAAGUGUCAAAUCACAUGUUUUAUUUGGUAAACGUUGAUUAUGAGUGUGCUGUUCUAACCUGUGUCCGAGUAACUUGUAUAGUCAUCAGUUGUAACAAUGACACACUCAAAAUUUACACAAUUAAAACCUUUA